AUGUCAGGAGUUGACUCUGGCAUCUGGCACCCGCCUAAGAAAAUACUCAGUGGCCAUAUUAUCCAAAAGCAUCGCCAAUUCAACGCCGAUUCAAUGUCGAUUCAGCGACGAAUCAACGACGCUCAUCGCUAUGGUGCUCACUGGAUAGAUUUAUUUGAAUUUGAAUUUGAAUUUGAUGGUGUGUGGUCGGGGAAGGGCGCCAGCGUACAGGGACGGGGCACUGGUGAGGUGGACUGGACGAGGAGCCAGUUUGUUAUGGAGUGUCUCAGUGAGCACAACAGGCUCCGCUCCCUGCACUCAGCACCACCCUUGGUCCUCUGCGAAGAGCUUUGCAACGACGCCCAAGCCUGGGCCAACAGACUGGCGCACUUUGGCAUCCUCGAGUACAGUUCCGAACACGGACGAGGCGAGAACAUUAUGACUUCGUCUGCCAAGGAGGGUCUGACAGGGUGUGCUGUUGCCCGGGGGUGGUACGAAACGGGGCGUAACUUCAAGUAUGACAUGAACGGUUCAGCUGACCUCGCACACGCUGGGCCCUUUUCACAGGUGGUGUGGGAGUCAACAAGAGCUGUGGGUGUAGGCUGCGCCAGGGGGUCUGACAGCCGCAUGGUAGUGGUAGCGCGCUACUGGCCACAGGGUAACAUCGGAGGCCAGUUCAGCACCAAUGUCAAGCCCCCCACCAGUGACUGCCCCCUCACUCCUGUCAACACUGGAACACCAACCAUGUCCCGUACCCGUCAGGAGGCGCACUUCUAUGUCAGUAUUGCCCUGGAACCUCCAGGGAAGAACAAAAAGGUUGAGAAAGAGAAGAUCGUUGCAGCCCUUAAACUGCCAACCAAAAAGAUAAUUGGUGAUGAUGGAGUGUCUGGGGAAACGCUACUGGCACACCCCACAACUUUGGAAACCUUAGGCCACUCCUUCACUGUUUGUCGCAAUGGCGCUGUCAGAACCUCCAAGUUGUUUCCCAUCUGCUGUGUGACACCUGCCAAGACAGAAGAGCGAUGGGCAACCCCUAGCACUCGCACCCAAUACCAGACACAGCAGCCACAGUCUCAAGCUGACUUGGCCAUUAUCAGACGAACAGUAGAGGAGGUGAGACCAGGAUGCACAGGCUCCAAAUUAGAAACUGGAGUGCACCUCAGUGCAGAACCUUUACAGAAAUAUAAAUCUAACUUAAAAGCAUCUACUAGGUUAGGGGUCUCACCAAGACUAGCAGUUUCACCUAGAUUAGGAGUCACAACUAGACUAGGAACAUCGCCUAAAUUGGGUGCUCUACCAAAAAUUGCUGCCUCCAGAAUGACUGGAUCACCUAAGCUUAUUGCCACCUCUCGGUUUGGCGGGUCACCUAAGCGAGGCUCGCCUAAACGCUCAGUGUUGCGACGUGGUGGCUCCCCCAAGCCAGGAUCAUCACCUCGUCGAAGUGCCACCUCACGUCUCCGGGCUUUGACAGCGGCUGGGGAACAUAGUGUUAUUGUUGCCACGCUCUAGCAAAAAACCAAACUAUGCAGGACGAGUGAUUGUUUUAUUGUUAAUACAGUAUUGUUACCACGGUGGCCCUAUGAACCCACAAAACAAGUUAAAACAAAUUUUCAGUUAAUUUCAAUCACAGAAAUGUGAGUGUGUGUGUGUGUGCAACGCAGGAGAGGUGCAUGAUGCAGGAGUGUGUGGUGGCCUCAAGGUUGUAGCAAGUGGCUCUAUAUACAUACUACACAGCUCCCUAGUGUGUAACAGCACUGGCCUGGCAACAUGAAGUACCCUGCUCACCCUGCUACCUUAGUGAGUCUGUUGCUCUGCACACCUGUAGCUGCAUUCAUAAUGCCCAAAGCACUUAUUUCGCUCAUUCACAUUAACAUUCUAUAAAUCUUUAGCCUCAUCAAUUAUGUGCACCUCGUCUACAGUUCCAGACUUGAUUCUUCAGUGUCAACAGCUGGUGCAGUGUGGGCAGCUGGUGCAGUGUUGGCAGCUGGUGCAGUGUAGACAGUGCAGGUCAGUCCUGUGGUGCUACAUGGGCAGUGUGUAUCUGUGUAGGGUAUAACUAAGUCAAGGUUUGUAGGUCCCAUUCCAGCUCAACAAAUGCGCUUAUGACCCAUUACAUUCAAGACAAUCAGAACCCUUGCAAAAAACAAGUUUUGAACGUUAGCCGUUCUUGCAGCCGUAAUAAUUAACUAUAAAAAACUUGCCCAAUUAUCCUGUGGUCUUAUAAAUUUCAAACUCUGCAUAAGAUCAAUUGCAAUAUACUGGAUGUCCUUGGAUGUAAUGUCUAUGAGUCGUGAGUGUGAUUUUGAAUAUAUCAGUAAGUGAUAAACAAAACGUGGUAAUGAACUCUCUUGUCUGAUCAUGCAAUUUAAAAGUGUGACAUGACUCAGUCCAGGAGUUGUAACAUGUUAGUGCCAAGAUAGGAUAAGUUCCUCUUGACUUAUUGUGCUAAAAAUAACAAAUUGUGCUAUUUUCUUAGUUUGGCCUUAAGGCUUCGUCAAUCCCCGCAAGCAUCACCACCACAUAUUUUAUACAUUUUUCUUGUUUGACCCUAAUUGACUCCAUUCCCUUCUCACCCCACCUCGCUAACAUAUCACAGAGCAAUGCUCCCAUUGGAGCCAUCCUCUCUCGCUCACCUACCCUUUACCUUGAAUCUAGUGGGGACCACCUUGCUGAUGGCACUCUGGGGACUGACCUUAUUAAGCAAUAUUGUGGUAGCUGAUUUGGCUGAUCUUAUUACAGGAUUCUGUUGAAAGGCUGAUUUGUCAGUGAGGGAUUAGAGAGGAAUUUUUGAGUUCGAGGGUUUUGGGAUGCACAUUAAAACGAGUUCUGUGGGAGACUGACUUCAUUCGAAGCUGUAGUGGGUACCUUGAUGAGGGGACAUGUAGGGAUUGACCUUGUUGUGGGGAGGACUGACUUUACUGGUGUCUUUUCCACUGGGUGGGGUUCCAGGGUGUGACAUGACUUGGACUUAUCAUAAAAGGGGGUUUUAGGACCGAGUUAAUAAUGAGGAUAAUCCAGAGUACUAGCUAAGUGGAAAGUAGAAGUUAGGAAGAUUGAUGGAUAUGACCAGCUGAUGACCAAGAAAGAUAGAUGGAGAUGACCUGGGUAGGUAAAUGAUUACCAGGAAAGGUAGACAGAUGCAAGCACAGAAGAGGAAAGGAAGCUCAUAAUUAAGCAAUGGAAUAAGAAACAUGUGAAAAAGCAUUAGAGAGGCAAAACUUACGGAAUGGAAAGAUUAAUAUUUUAACCAAAGAUAAAGAUAUUAUAUGAGAAUAACGAAAAGUAUAGAUCAUUCGCUCAGAUCAUCAGGAAUUUGAGUUUGGACCCCAAAAGUAUUAGACUGUCGUCUCAUACUUUUGAGGCCAGAGUUGGAUUCCGUGAUGGUCUAAGUUAAUGAAAUGUUACUACCCACGCUAUUGUGGAUUGUGUCUUUAGCGAUAUACAGUAUUAAUCACAUCAGACUAAUAGGGAUUAAAAUAGAUCAAAGCCACAGCCAGAAGUUUAAGAUAUAAUAACUUCAAUCCUCAAAUGCCCAUAUGUAGUGCAUAUUACAAGGCCAGUCACUGCAACACUUGCUACAUAGGCAACUAUUCUUAAGUCCACACCUUCACGCAAAGCCAAAAUUGCACAAGUAGGAAAGGUUAGAAUAAGAUAUUUAGAUAAAACACUGAGGACAGUUUUGCGAGAUUGGUCCGUUAAUUCGGAAAAUUACAAGUUGUGAUAUUUGCACAAGUAAUUGUCUGGCUCUCAGUUAAAAUCAUGGUGGUCUGAAGGAAAUAUACCUACAUUGUUGACCUGUCUGUGAUGAUGGUCUUUUGUCAAACCCAGAAAGGUAUAAAGUCUUUAAAAUGUUAUCUAUCAGACAGAUGAGCUAUGUUUCAGCUUCAUAUAAGAAACUUUGGUAGCACAUCUAUAUAAUUCAGUAUAUUACAGUAUACUGUGUAUGUAUGUAUGUAUGUAUGUAU
Molecule: messenger RNA, 3944 nt
Organism: Procambarus clarkii (red swamp crayfish)
Lineage: Eukaryota; Metazoa; Arthropoda; Malacostraca; Decapoda; Cambaridae
Source: RefSeq, a predicted model, not a curated record